Messenger RNA from Baudoinia panamericana UAMH 10762, 2940 nucleotides. Its product is annotated as glycoside hydrolase family 3 protein. Lineage: Eukaryota; Fungi; Ascomycota; Dothideomycetes; Mycosphaerellales; Teratosphaeriaceae. Gene Ontology annotation, biological process: glucan catabolic process. The transcript has 2 exons. Bases 1 to 2940 code for a protein of 979 amino acids. The record is from RefSeq and is a predicted model, not a curated record. Gene Ontology annotation, molecular function: beta-glucosidase activity.
AUGGAAGAGGUUGCUCACCAACGGUCUGAAGAAGAAGCCUCAGACACGUCGGACGCCGGUGAGCUUGAACCACUCAAUCGACCGGAGGCUGAGCAGCCCAACGCUGGUGCAGACGCGCUCAAUGGUGUCUCCAAGCCGUCGGAGAAGGGUGCGCAACCGACCAAACAACGAACCAAAUCCGCUUGGCGGAGGUGGCUAACGCCAUCCCGUUUCUGCUGUUUUCUGAGCGCUCUCUUCCUCGUGACUGUUCUCCUGUUGCUCUCAGCCGGCGGCUUGUGGGCCUACAAAGCCGGCACACCCUUAUAUGGUGAAAGUGACUCAUGGUACCCGUCGCCCCAGGGUGGCACCGUCGAAGCGUGGCGGCAGAGCUACGAGCGCGCUGCGGCUCUCGUCAGCCAGAUGACCUUGGUAGAGAAAGUGAACAUCACCACCGGCACUGGAUGGAGCAUGGGGAUGUGCGUGGGCAACACUGGCCCUGUCGAUAGGCUAGAUUUUCCAAGCCUCUGUUUGCAGGAUGGACCGCUUGGACUCCGUUUCAUGGACAACGCUACAGCGUUUCCCGCAGGCAUAACCGUGGGUGCUACAUGGAACAAGGACUUGAUGUACGAGCGUGGACGAGCGCACGGCUUCGAAGCACGUCUGAAGGGAAUCAAUGUUAUCCUUGGCCCAGCCAUGGGUCCCUUUGGUCGUUUACCAGCAGGUGGCCGAAACUGGGAAGGCUUCGGCGCUGACCCUGUGCUACAGGGCAUUGCGGCAGCAAGGACCAUUCAGGGCAUCCAGGCUGAAGGCGUGAUAGCAACAGCCAAGCACUACGUCGCUAACGAGCAGGAGCACUUUCGGCAAUCUUGGGAAUGGGGCACUCCCAAUGCAAUAAGCUCCAACAUCGACGACAGGACGAUGCACGAAAUCUACGCCUGGCCGUUCGCAGAAAGUGUCAGAGCUGGUGUAGCGAGUGUGAUGUGUUCCUACAACCAGAUCAACAAUUCGUACGCGUGUCAGAACAGUAAGCUUCUCAACGGCGUACUAAAGGACGAACUUGGCUUCCAAGGCUUCGUACAGUCAGAUUGGCUUGCUCAGCGAUCUGGCGUUGCUGCUGCUCUUGCAGGCCUCGACAUGACUAUGCCUGGUGACGGCUUGUUCUGGCAAGAUGGCCAGAGUCUCUGGGGUUCUGAGCUAACAAAAGCUGUGCUGAACUCAUCUGUGCCUAUGGACCGCCUGAACGACAUGGUUAUGCGCAUCGUGGCCGCGUGGUACCAGCUAGGACAGGAUGACGUGGAGCAGUGGCCGAAACCAUCGGAAGGUGGUGGACCUAACUUUAGCUCGUGGACGAAGGAGAGAAUUGGCAAGUUGCAUCCUGGAAGUCCGGACAGCAAAGAAACAGGGGUCGUGAAUCAAUACGUUCCGGUGCGGCGUACGGCAGAGGGCGGAGACCACGACGACUUGGCGAGAAAGAUCGCGCGGGAAGGCAUUGUGCUCGUGAAGAACGAAGAUAAGGUCUUGCCGCUGUCUCGCAAUGCAUCUGGUCACCCUUCACUUACACGCGACGAGAAGUUGAGGGUCGGCAUCUUUGGCGAGGAUGCUUUCAACAACCCCCGAGGCAUAAAUGCAUGUCCCGAUCGCGGGUGCAACGAAGGCACGCUGUCGCAAGGAUGGGGUUCAGGUGCGGUCGAGCUACCCUACCUUAUUUCUCCUGCAGAAGCACUGCGUGGCCGUUUCGACUCGCAGUUCGUUGAUCUUACAUACUGGCCGACCAACGUCGUCCAACACGUCGAUGGUACAGCUUCCGCGCAAGAGCUGUGCCUUGUCUUCGUCAACUCUGAUGCCGGCGAAGGCUUCAUUAGCUGGAAAGAUGUCAAAGGCGAUCGUAAUGAUCUUUACCCGCAGAAGGGAGGCGAUGAGCUAGUGCAGGCUGUCGCUGCGGGUUGUGGUGGCAAAAACGAGUCUGGAUAUCCAGUGGGAGACACCAUUGUGGUGGUACACACUGUCGGACCCACGAUCUUGGAGCGAUGGAUCGACAUGCCUGGCGUGAAGGCUGUGCUUAUCGCUCAUCUACCGGGUCAAGAGAGUGGCAACGCGUUAGCAGACGUGCUCUUUGGCGAUCACAAUCCGUCCGGUCGACUGCCCUACACGAUAGCGAGAAAAGAAGAGCACUACGGACCGUCCAGUAAGAUCCUGAGGGUGGCAAACGGCCUGGCGCCGCAACAGAACUUCACGGAAGGCAUAUAUAUUGACUACCGCUACUUCGACAAACACAACAUCACGCCUCGAUACGAGUUCGGCUAUGGUCUUAGCUAUUCUUCUUUCAAGCUUGGCGGGUUGUUCGUGCAUCCUGUCGGUAGCUGGACUCAAGAGCCGAAGCGAAGGGAAGCGUCUCCUGUCAGUCCACCUCAGCUUGACAGGCAUAUACCGGACCCAGAACAAGCACUUUGGCCGGAAGGCAUGCAACGAUUGAGGAAGUACGUCUACCCGUACAUCUCGACCGCUGCGGAGGUCAAGCAGGGUCGCUACCCUUACCCAGAAGGCUACUCGCAUAUACAGGAGCCGUCGCCGGCCGGCGGAGGUGAAGGUGGCAAUCCUAGCCUUUACGAGACACUUGUGUCGAUACAGGCAAGGGUCAACAACAUGGGACCGGUGGCUGGCGACGCCGUCGUUCAAUUAUACGUUUUAUAUGACCCGGAUACGGUCGGCUAUGGAAACAAGGCUCUUGACUUGCCCGUGCGAGUUUUGCGAGAUUGGACAAAGAUCUACCUCGAGGCUGGCAAGACCGAGGGCGUCCGCUUUGGACUCACUAGGAAGGAUAUCUCGUAUUGGGACGUAGAGCGACAGAACUGGGUCGUUCCUCGUGGUCGCAUUACUGUUUGUUUAGGCUUCUCGAGCCGAGAUCUGCCUCCGACCGCAUGCAGUACCCUGCCGCACGUUGUGGCCGAGCCUAAUCCAUGA